This is a messenger RNA of Drosophila elegans, 2122 nucleotides long. Its product is annotated as endothelin-converting enzyme 2. Gene Ontology annotation, biological process: protein processing. The transcript has a single exon. Gene Ontology annotation, molecular function: metalloendopeptidase activity. Gene Ontology annotation, cellular component: plasma membrane. The record is from RefSeq and is a predicted model, not a curated record. Bases 69 to 2078 code for a protein of 669 amino acids. NCBI's taxonomy places the organism in Eukaryota, Metazoa, Arthropoda, Insecta, Diptera, Drosophilidae.
CUGCGGCCGGGCGCGCAACUCCAGUUUAAUUUUUGCUCUCGAAUCGUGUGUUUUUGAGUGUCUGGACCAUGGUCAACGCUCUGUGGGCCACGUUAAUAUCGCUCAUGUUAAUCGACCGCGUUUUGGCCAGCGAUCUGUUUUCCCUGCCACCUGCCACGAAUCAGCGCGAGGAAUUGCUUGAGGACUAUGGCCGAUUUUUACUGUCCGCCAUGAACAGGAGCGUGGAUCCGUGCGAGAACUUCUACGAGUUCAGCUGUGGCGGUUGGAAGAAGGCGGAAUUGGUGCCGGAACAGGCCAGGAACACCAGUUUUCUUCACGCAAUCCAGCACAAGAUUGACGAGCAGGUCCUGGGCUUUCUGCAGAAUGCCACCAAAGGAGAGCUGAGGGAUUUGGGUGUGAAUGGCACACGUUCGGCGGAGGUGAAAGCCAAACAAUUCUACGCCAGCUGUGUGGAAAUGAAGGCCAACCUGUCAUUGGGCUAUCAGUAUUUUCUGGAUCUCGAUGAGGAUCGUUUGCAGAAGAGUAAUGCGACUUACGAUUGGAUGUACAUAAACUUCAUGUCCAAAUAUGAUAUAUACCCACUACUGCCUCUAAAAGUGCAUUAUAGCACUUCUUCUAGGAAGUUUGAUCUACUUUUAACUCCGCCCAUUAAAGUUCUGGGAGGUAUAAGUGAUGAGCAGCUGAAGAAUAUGACCAGAGAAUUUGGCUUGGAUUCAAGUGCGGAGAAAUCUAAACAAUUUGUUGAGAACUUUGCCAACCUCACACAAUUCGAAAAGAGUUUAAUUUCUGUAACAAAAUUACGAAAUGGAACAGAGCAGUCAAAUUACAAGGAUUUCCUGGCGAAACACAAACACGAUCGUUUGAAUUGGACGCGAUUUUUCGAACUGGCCUUUAAUGGCAGCCAGGAAGGCCACUGGCCAGUGCUCAAUCAACUGGAUAAUGUCAACGAUUUGGUAUUCUUUCUGGAGCAAACAAAUCUGGACACCCUGAGAAGCUAUAUUAAAAUUAGAGAGCUGCUUAGGUUUUAUGGCUUGUGGAAAACUCAAACGAAAGUGGGCGGAGUUCAAAGUGAAUGUCGCUCUUUGUCGGAGACCUACUUCAAUUACGCUCUUUUGCCCUGGUUUAUUGGUAAGGUUUUCGAUAGGGAUAGACGUGCUGAUAUACUGAGUGUUGCGAAGGACAUCAAGGAUACGUUUUACGAUCUCUUGGAUCAUCAUACCUGGCUGGACGAUGAGACUCGUUCGCAGGCCAAAACCAAGCUGGCUUCAAUGGAUAUUUUAGUGGGCUAUACGGAUGAUCUGCAGCAUCGCGAGGUGAUUGAUGGGGUGUAUAACGACAUCAAUAUGACCGGAAAUUGGUUCGAGAACCUGUGCACCAUGGAGGGCAGUCGGGCCAGGAUACGCCUGCGUUCGGUUGAUAAGGCUCUGAUUCCGCUACUUAUGCCAACGAGAACAGUGAAUGCAUACUAUGCAGAUUUCCUGAAUCUAGCCUUCAUCACCAUUGGCAUGGCCCAGUGGCCUUUCUACCACAUUGAUUUCCCGGAUGUUCUAAAGUACGCUGGAGUGGGUAACAUUAUUGGCCACGAGAUGGCCCAUGGCUUCGACUCCUACUGCUAUCAGUACAAUUAUGACGGCAAGAAGACCAACUGGUGGUCAACAGCUUCUCUGAGGAACUUUAAGGAGCGCUACCGCUGCCUGGAAUCGCAGUACAAUAAGUUUAUUCUGAUGGGCGUGCAGACCAAUGGCACUCUCACCUCCGGCGAUAAUAUAGCCGAUAAUGUUGGCACCCGAAUGGCAUACUAUGCAUUUAAGCGGAAAUCUGGCGACAAGGCUUGGUCGGAAAAGCCUCUGAGGGGAGUUAACUUCAACAACAAACAGCUGUUCUUCGUAAAGUUUGCCCAAACCUGGUGCAAUGGCAAGGAUAAUGGCGAGAAGAUCCGGAGACUGAAGACUGAUGUCCACGCCUACGACGAGUUUCGGGUUCAGGGCACCUUGAGCAACAUGCCCGAGUUUAGUGAGGCUUUCAACUGCAAACUGGGCACGGAAAUGAAUCCGCUCAAGAAGUGCGUGGUAUGGUGAAAUAAAGUGUAAUAUGUACAAGAAACAGAAUGCUAUGGUUUUUA